Messenger RNA from Entamoeba dispar SAW760, 1878 nucleotides. RefSeq lists its product as uncharacterized. The coding region runs from base 1 to 1878 and encodes 625 amino acids. The record is from RefSeq and is a predicted model, not a curated record. The transcript has 2 exons. NCBI's taxonomy places the organism in Eukaryota, Evosea, Mastigamoebida, Endamoebidae. Gene Ontology annotation, molecular function: helicase activity.
AUGAAACAAUUACAUUAUAGAUUCAAUAUAAUAAUAAUUCAAAACUGUGAAAAAAAUGAAUAUACAAAAUUUGAUAGCUCAGAUCUUAUUCUUACUGGAAAAGUAGAUAACUUUACCAAUACAGAAAUAAGAAUUUCUUUACGUGAGGGAUAUUUUAAAGACAUCAAAGAUGAUGAUGUUGUUAAACAACGUUUUGAUAAGAGUAUUCUUAAUUCAUUUAAAAUACUUCGUUGCUAUAUUAUUGAUCCAAAUCCACAUAUAAAUACUAAAUUUAUUGAAGGUGUAUUAACACAAUUUGGUAAUACUAGUUUCAUUCAGAGUUUGAUUGGUAAUUUAAGAUAUCCUAAAAAUAAAAUCUUUGAAGAAAGCGAUUUAAUAUGUGAAAAAAAAUUAAAUGAACAACAAAAGAAAGCAGUUCUUAACGCACUAAAUAGUCAAAUAUCAGUUGUAUUUGGACCACCAGGAACUGGUAAAACAACACUAAUUAAAUCUAUGGUAUUAAAUUUUCUUUACUUAGAACAACAGACGCAUAGAAUUUCAGAGAUGGAUGAAAAGGUUUUUCAUUUUAAGCAUAAUGACCUUAAGAAUCCAAAAGUACUUUGUGUUGCACAAAAUAAUAAUGCAGCUAAUGCCAUCGUUAGUAAAUUACGUUAUUGCCCUAUAGGAGUUUGCCGUUUCAUUUCAUUUGAAAGGUUAGAAGAAAUGCCAUUUGAUGAACAAUGGAAAUUAUGCAUUUAUAAUAAAACAUUAGAAUAUGCUUUAAGGAAUAAAGAUAAGUUUGAAAACUAUAAAGGAAAUGAUGGUCAUACAUUUAAUUUGAUUGGUAUACUUUUAGAAUUAGAAAAAGCAGUAAAGGAUAAACAAAUAAUAAACUACUCUCGUAAAAAGAUGGGUGAUAUUGAAUAUGUUAUUAAAAAAGAAUUUAAAAAUAUUAUUGAAGACUGUAGUUGUAUUGUUGCUACACUAAGAGGUUGUAAUAAAGACGAAUUUCAUGGUAUUAAUUUUCUUUGUACUUUUAUAGAUGAAGCUAGUCAAUGUACUGAAUUUGAUUGUCUCUUUCCAGUAGUUCUUUCUCCACGAUUGGUUCUUCUUGGAGAUAUUCAACAAUUAAAACCUGUCCUUCUUUCAAAAGAAUCAAAACAGGCAGGUUUUGAUAUUACGAUGCUUGAACGAUUACUACGUUGUGAUGUUAGACAUACAUUACUAAAUGAACAAUAUCGUAUGCAUCCUGGAUUUUCCAUUCUUUCGAACACAUUAUUUUAUGGUGGUUGUAUUAUGGAUUGUACAUCUUCUGAACAAACUAAUAUCUCUAUUUUCCCAAAUAAGAAGAGACCUAUCGUAUUUAUUUGUCAUACUGGUAAAGAAAGGUAUUGUGAUGGUGGAAAAUUAUUUAAUGAUGAUGAAGCUCAAAUUUGUAAAGAAGUAUAUGAAUUGUUAUGUAAAGAAGAAAAUACAAAUCCAAAAAUUGAGUUUUUAACACCAUACAAUUCACAAAAGGGUUAUGUUAAAAAACAUUGUGGUAUAGAACGAGCAUCAACCAUAGAUUCAUUCCAAGGAAAUGAAAGUGACUAUGUUAUCUUUUCUCCAGUUCGAUCAAAUUAUAAUAAAGGAGCACAUUUUAUAGGAGACUAUCAUAGAGUAAAUGUUGCAAUUACUAGAGCAAAAAAAGGAUUGAUUAUUGUUGGAAAUUAUAAUACAUUAAGAUAUGAAAGAGUAUGGCAAUUGAUAUUUAACUUCUUAGCCAGAAAGGGUUGUUUUAUGAAUUAUGAAAAAACUAAAAAAAAUCAUUUUGUUCCCACUAGUUAUCCUAAUUUCCCAAAAGGUGAUUAUGAGAACUCUCCUUUCAUUACUAAAUACUUAGAAGAUAAUUUUGAUUAA